AUGUCCCAAGUAGAUGUUUUGCUCACCGUGGGCAAACUAGACGCGUCCCUGGCCCUGUUGACCACCGAGGAUCACCACGUUAUUGAGUUUCCGACUGUCCUACUGCCGGAUGAUGUCAAAGCUGGCUCUAUAGUCAAACUAUCAGUCUCUCAAACUUUGGAAGAAGAGAGGAAACAGAGGGAUUUGUUCAGGGAGAUUCAGGCCAAAAUUUUGGAGAAAUACGGUACCCAUAAACCAAAACCUCCGGUACUGAAGAUUGUCAAUGUAACACAGACCAGUUGUGUCCUUGCAUGGGAUCAACUAGAACUGGGUUCAUCCUGUUUAAAAUCUCUGGUCCUUUAUAGACAGGGUGUUCGUUCCACAGUUAUACCAUGCCCAUUGAAGUCCAACACUACAAAGAUCUCUGGGUUAUCAGUGGAUACAGACUACGAAUUUGAGUUGAAAUUGACUACAACUUCAGGCCAACUAUGGUCUGAAAAAGUCAAAAUGCACACUCAUAAGAUGACAGAUAUGUCAGGAAUAACUGUUUGUCUUGGUCCCCUUGAUCCAUUACUCAAUAUUUCGGGAGCUCAAAUUGCACAAAGUUUAUCACAAAUGGGUGCAAGACCCUUACAAAGACGUGUGGCCAUCGAUACCACGCAUUUUGUUACCAAUGAUGCUGAAAAUGAUGACGAUCCUGAGCUAAUGAAAGCGAAGAACAGUAAUAUUCCAAUUGUGAGACCUGAGUGGGUAAGGGCAAGUGAAAUGGAGAGAAGAAUAAUCGGUGUGAGGGGGUUUUAUCUUGACGCUGACCAAGGUAUAUUGAAGAGUUAUCAAUUUCCUCCGGCCACUGAUGAGUUUAAGGCAAAAUUUGCCAAACUAAAAUCUGGAGAGACUACAGAUAGCGUAAAUCUCGAGAAAAAAUUACCCACGAUCGAUGGUUCCCAGCCUGCACCAAAAGAGGAUGAUGUAGAAGAUGUUGGACUAACAGAGGAAGAUCUUAACGUAACUUCAGACCAACCGGUAAAUGGUGCCGGCGAGGAAGAGGUCUACCAAAAGCAAGAGGGUGAAAAAUCUCAUUCGAAGGAGCUGACAGAUUCAGAGGUACAAGAAGGCAUUGAGAAUGGUGAGCCAAGCAAGCUCGAGCAGAUGGAAUCCAAGACCGAGGAACCAGUCAAAAGCAAGCAGCCAGUGACGAAUGAACAAGCAGGUGCGAAUGACGAAUUGGUCGCAGAAGAAUCAAUCACGAAGGAACUGCCAGCCGAGCAGAAACAAGCUAAUGUUGAACUGCAAGAUGAAGGCCAAAAGCCAGUUGAAAGCGAACAAAUCACAGAAACGACAGAGCCAUUUAUUGAGGCUCCUGUUACAACUGAAAAAGCCGCAGAGCCUCCAAGUGUCGAGCCAGUGAAAGAUUUCCAAGAGGAAGUUCCAGCAGAACCUGAACAACCCGUUGAGCAGGAACAGCAGACCGAGCUUCAACAAGCGGCCGAGCCUGUACAACCCGUUGAGGAGGAACAGCAGACCAAGCUUGAACAAGCGACCGAGCCUGAACAACAAGCUGAGCGAACUGAGGAGCGGCAACCAAUUGAGGAGGAGCAACCAACUGAGAAAGAGCAACCACUUGAGAAGGAACAACCGGUAGAUUCUGAACAACCAGCUGAAAGGGAGUCUCCAUUUGAAGCGGAGCAGCCAACUGAGAAGGAACAACCAGCUGAAAGCGAGCCUCCAUUGGAAACGGAACAGCCAACGGAGAAGGAACAACCAGCUGAAAGUGAGCCUCCAUUAGAGACCGAACAACCAAUUAAGAAGGAACAACCAAGCGAUGCCAGGCAAUCUGAUAAGAAACUUGAUGAAACUGAUGACCAACCAGCCGAGGCCGAGCAAUUGGCAGACGUUAACAAUCCGCUCGAACCUGCUGAACCCGUCAGCGAAUCCACUAGUGAACCCACUGCUGAACCUUCGGCUCCACGUUCGAGCAAGAAGAACAAGAAGAAGAAGAAUAAGAAGAAAUGA
Molecule: messenger RNA, 1992 nt
Organism: Torulaspora delbrueckii
Lineage: Eukaryota; Fungi; Ascomycota; Saccharomycetes; Saccharomycetales; Saccharomycetaceae
Gene: CHS5
Product: Chs5p
Exons: 1
Coding region: 1-1992 (663 amino acids)
Biological process (GO): conjugation with cellular fusion; Golgi to plasma membrane transport
Cellular component (GO): trans-Golgi network; exomer complex
Molecular function (GO): protein dimerization activity
Source: RefSeq, a predicted model, not a curated record